Yamadazyma jaroonii is the source of this 222-nucleotide messenger RNA. The record is from the annotation of a GenBank genome assembly. Lineage: Eukaryota; Fungi; Ascomycota; Pichiomycetes; Serinales; Debaryomycetaceae.
AUGAUUGAAGUAUCUGUAAAUGAUAGGUUAGGAAAGAACGUUAAGGUCAAAUGUUUGCCUUCAGACACUGUGGGAGACUUCAAGAAAAUCUUAUCUUUACAAAUCGGAACUGAGUGGGAGAAAAUCGUUUUAAAGAAAGGUAAUCAAGUAUAUAAGAACCAUAUCACAUUAGAUGAUUAUGAAGUGGGUAAUGGAUUUAAUUUUGAAUUAUAUUACUCCUAA